Molecule: messenger RNA, 1521 nt
Organism: Nicotiana attenuata
Lineage: Eukaryota; Viridiplantae; Streptophyta; Magnoliopsida; Solanales; Solanaceae
Exons: 8
Coding region: 1-1521 (506 amino acids)
Source: RefSeq, a predicted model, not a curated record
AUGCUGGGUUCCGAUAAUUCAGCAAAUCCUCAAAGUUUCUUGGAUGGGACACUCAAGGCAUUACGUGCUCUUGGAUGUUCUAGUGAGAGAGUCAUGGAGCUCGCAGCAUACAAACUAGAGGAUAUGGCCAAUACAUGGCUUGAAAUUGUGUUGCAAGGAAGGCCAGCAGGAGCAGCACCACUAACAUGGGACGAGUUCAGUAAGUUGUCCAUGGAUCAUUUUCCUCCGGACAGCCUGAGAUAUGCUCCUUACUUAGUGUCUACCCAAGAAGCUAGAGGUCAGAGGUUUGUUAAUGGGUUGGUUGGUCGUCUAUACACUGCAGUAGCCCCACAGAUGAAGACUUUAUCCUACUCUGAUGCAGUCGAUCUCGCUAGAAAUAUUGAAAACAAGGGACAUGAUGAGCAUACAACUAUUUAUUUACGUAAGAAGGCCAAGAUAGGAGGGUCUUUCAGUGGCGGUUUUAGUGAAAAUCGCAUAGCAGGAAAUCAGGGACAACACCAACAGGGUUCUCAGACAGGGACACACUUGUCUUCACAAUCCACAUAUAGACCACAUUACAGACUGGGUGGUGCAGGUGCUGGAAAUAGAGGUCGAUGUGCUAGAGAUCGUGCUACUAUGAAUCAAGGACAAGGGAAUGCUGGUAGAGGAUCUACUCACUCCUAUGUGUCCUCAUACUUUGCUUUGAGGUUUAGUAGACAACCUGAGAUAUUGAAUUAUCCUUUUCUAGUUGCUACUCUUGUUGGAGAGUCUCUAUUAGCUGAAUACGUGUACUGUGCUUGUCAGAUUCGGGUUGAGGGAUUGCCUCUGGUACGAGAAAUAGAUUUUGGUAUUGAUUUGCCACCUGACACACAUACCAUAUCGAUUAACCCAUAUUGGUUGGAACCAGUAGAGUUGAGCGAGCUAAAGAAACAGUUGCACGAUUUGUUAAAUAAGGGUUUCAUCAGACCUAGUGUUCGCCAUGAGGUGCACCAGCAUUGUUCGCACUUGAACAAGAUAACAAUACGCAAUAAAUAUACUUUGCCUCGUAUAGACAAUAUGUUUGAUCAGUUACAAGGAGCUACCCACUUUCCAAAGAUUGACGUGCGGGUGUUCAAGCCGUUUUUGGACAGAUUUGUAAUAGUAUUUAUUGAUGAUAUCCUGAUAUAUUCUCGUAGCCAAGGAGAGCACGAGAAUCAUCUGAGGACUAUGUUGCAGACAUUGCGAGAGCAUUGGCUUUAUGCUAAGUUCUCAAAGUGUGAAUUUUGGCUAGACUCAGUAGCAUUUCUAGGGCAUGUUGUAUCCAAGGAUGGAAUUAUGGUGGAUCCCAAAAAGACAGAAGAUGUACAAAAAUGGCCCAGACCUAAUUUUUCUACAAAGAUUCGUAACUUUUUAGGCUUGGCAGACAAUUAUAGGCAUGCGCAGGAUUUCUCCAGAAUAGCAGCGCCACUGACCAAGCUAACACAGAAAAAUACAAAGUCUCAAUGGAUAGAGGAAAGUGAGAAGAGCUUUCAAAAACUCAAAACAUGUUUGACAAUUGCGUGA